Messenger RNA from Helianthus annuus (common sunflower), 1806 nucleotides. RefSeq lists its product as uncharacterized. Lineage: Eukaryota; Viridiplantae; Streptophyta; Magnoliopsida; Asterales; Asteraceae. The coding region runs from base 248 to 1504 and encodes 418 amino acids. The record is from RefSeq and is a predicted model, not a curated record. The transcript has 4 exons.
AAUCAAAGAAAAAAAGGGAAAUUCAUAGCGUUGAUACGUGGCGCGUACGAUAGCCAACGACUACACGAUUCUUCUCGACUUCUUCCACAAGCCAGGAACAUACCAAAUGACUCUCCCUCCUAACCCGAUCAUCAUCUACUUUUAUUCUUCAUCUUCUUUCUUUCUCGUUACACCUUCUCAUUGAUUACUGCUAUUAAAUUCACUCUUUAAGAGAAGGGUGAAGCUGUAGAGAUCUUUUGAUGUUGCAAUGCCUUUUACAACAUUAGCUUUAGAUAGGUUAAUUGAACCGAAAGAUUCGAAGCCGAUGGCACCAGGCAAGAGUGUAAGUGAUUCUAGGAUGGACAUUCAGAUUAACGGUUCUGAAAAACCACCGAAUAUAAGAAAUAAUACGAAAAAUAUAGAUAAAAGGCAUCAUUGGAACCAGAUUUCACCUGCUCUGUAUACUACCCCUGAACCGACCCCACUCCCAGAUGUCCCAUCAUCAUUUGCCUCAUCGCCAUAUGUUGUUAAUCACAAGCGACGGGGUCCACGUCUCUCCAAGGCUUUCUCCGAGGACGAUGCGGCUAUACGUCAAGCUUUAGCUGAUAAAACAACCAAUGACAGAGUGAGAAGUUUAGAAGCAGAAGAUAUUGAAUCUUGUAGGGUUGUCGAUGGCAUAGAUAAUGCUAACGAGUCUGUUGAAGACGCCGAUUCAAAUAUUGUGGUUAAUGGGGAUCUUGGGGAUGAGACCAUCAGUAACAACGAUGUGGUAGCUGGACAGGAUAAUCUGGAUGAUUUUUUUGACCCGCAAGAUUCAUUAAGUGUUAGCAGCAGCACCGAUCAGGGCAGCAGUUAUGGAGCGGUUCGUUCUUUGAAUCUCAACUCUUCGGUUUCUGAGUUUUAUGAUGCAUGGGAAGAAUUGUCAUCUGAGAGUGGGUCCCAGAUCCUUUCAAAUGAUGUCGAGGCUGAAUUGCGCGACAUACGACUGAGUUUAUUGACAGAGGUGGAUAAAAGAAAGCAAGCAGAAGACUGCAUAAACGACAUGAAAAGCCAAUGGAGGAGGGUUUGCCAACAGUUAUCUCUUGUUGGUCUAAAUCUUCCAGAAGAUCUUGUCAUGUUGAAGGACCAAUCUGAAGAUGAUCUUGAAAAAGAGUUAUCUCGUCAGAUUAAUGUUAUCCGCUUUGUGUCAAAUUCUAUAGGUAGGGGCGUUGCUAAGGCUGAGAUUGAGGCGGAGAUGGAAGUGCAGUUAGAGUCCAAGAACUUUGAGAUUGCUAGGUUAUUGGACAGGUUGCGGUAUUACGAAGCCGUCAAUCAUGAGAUGUCUCAAAGGAACCAAGAAACUAUUGUGAGACGUGCAAGGCAAGGAAGGAAAAGAAGACAAAGAUGGUUUUGGAGUUCAAUAGUUGCUGCAGUUACGAUUGGAAGUGCUGCAUUAGCAUGGUCCUACCUUCCAAGCAGAGAAGGUUCAUCUUUGACAGACCCGGACCCUCCUCCGUCGGAUACUUGUGAAGGCAGCAGCCAAUGAUCAGCCUAAUGACGAUCUUGUUGAAUCAGGUUUUGGGCAAGUCUAGAAAACCAUGAAAUCUGAAGAAUGCAAUAACACGAAUAGCAGCACUAUACUUACACGUAUGGUAUAGUUAUAUCUUAGAAUAAGUUUGGUCAACCUAUUUGAAUUUGUUCCUUGAUAUGUUCGUUUUUGGUUCCAAUGUAUCAUUGGAGAACUAUUGAUAUCCAUAAACAUGAGAUGGAGUCAUGUGACAUGAUUUGGGGAUAAAGGAUAUACAUAUUUCUUUGUUUUCAGCUGAAUAUAUAGAAGAAUUUACCUAA